This is a messenger RNA of Ruditapes philippinarum (Manila clam), 2645 nucleotides long. Its product is annotated as DNA ligase 1-like. NCBI's taxonomy places the organism in Eukaryota, Metazoa, Mollusca, Bivalvia, Venerida, Veneridae. Gene Ontology annotation, cellular component: ribonucleoprotein complex; nuclear outer membrane-endoplasmic reticulum membrane network; endoplasmic reticulum. Gene Ontology annotation, molecular function: mRNA binding. The coding region runs from base 325 to 2574 and encodes 749 amino acids. Gene Ontology annotation, biological process: intracellular mRNA localization. The transcript is spliced from 12 exons. The record is from RefSeq and is a predicted model, not a curated record.
ACGUAAUUAACAGGUGCUUUAGGUCGUAAUCAUAUUGAAUAGGUGUCAAAGUUGCACAAACUUUAACUUCUUAUAAUAUAAGUCAGCACGUGCUGAAUUAUAGACAUAUUGCAUCAUAUUCCAAAACUGCCAGAAGGGUAUGCCCCUGAAACUAUGACGCAUCAGUUUGCUUGUCACGUGACAGUAAAAAUGGCGAUGUCAGAGUAACACACUCGAAUUCCAUUGCUCAACAUGUGAUGCAAAAAUAUUUGUGGAAUUUAAAAGGAUCAAUGAUAAAUUCCUGACACAUCAUUGCAUCUAGUUUUAUCCUUGAUUGUGAUAAACAUGGAUAAUGAUGAAACUAAGGAGGAAUCGACCUGCGAGGAAGAAAAUGACCAAAACCUUGAUUUGUUACCACAAGCUUCUUCAUUUGGUCCAUCUUUGUCAUCAUCACAAGAUCUACGGCGUCAGAUGAAUCGACCAAACAAGAAGAAGUAUGAAGAGGAGAUGGAGGAGCUACAGAAGUUGAUUCGUGCCAAGGAAGCCGAAAUCAAAACUUCCGGUAAUGCAAAUCCAGAUGCUUCUCCAGUACAACCUCGAGAGCUCCGAGCUGAAAAAGAGGCAGCUAUUAACAAGCGUAAGAAACUAGACAAUGAUUUGAGGCUGCUGAAUGAAGAAAUCAAGAAAAAGAUGGGUCAGUUAUCAAAAACAGAGUCUAAUCUACACUACAAGAAUGAAGCUAAGAUCGAUGAUGCCAUCAGGAAAAUGGAAUGGCAGUUGAAGACUCAAAACUUCAGAUUGUCCGAGGAGAGAAAAAUUGUUGCCGAAGUUGAUAAAUUGAAGCGGUCAAAGAAAGUCCUUGCAGAGUAUUUUACUCAGAAAAAGGAGGUAGACAAAAUGAGGGAGAGUCAGAGACGAAUGAGGGGAGAAAGAGAGUACUAUUAUAAGGCUGUUACUAACAUUAGUAAGCGGGAGGAAGAGCUGAAAAAGGCAAAUCAUGAGAAGAAAGUGAAAAUUGAAGAAAUCAAAAAGGAAUUAGACCAGCUUUACAAUAAGAAGAGGGAGUUAUUUAUGGAGUUCAAGCAAUGUGAGUCUGACUAUCAACAGCAACUAAAGGAACGUCGUCAUUGGUUACGGAAGCAGAGCUUCAAAAAGAAGGAAGAGGAGAGAAAAGCAAAGGAAGAAAUUUGGCAGAAAGAAAUGAUGGAAUACGAGGCUCAGCGGGAACCAUUUGAAGAUGAGAAGAAUCUAUGUAACACUCUUAUAAGUUACCUACAAAAGAGAAACAAUUCAGAAAGAGAGGACAGUAUGUUAUCUAGCCCUAGAGAAGAAAGACCUGAUCUUUCUGCCGGAAUCGGUUUGGCAGACAGUUUGGAUGGAGGUAAAUAUGUUUUACUGAAGAAGUCCGAGGAGGCAGAAGUGGAUUAUUCUGUUGCUAAUAAACCACGUCGUCGCAGCAAAAAGGGCAGAAAACUCUCUGUGACAAAACCUCUGGCGCAUACACCGCAGAUUAUUGCUCAAUUCUCAUCUCUCAACCUGAAUGCACCGUCAAAUAUGUCAGAGCUGGCAGCAUCUAUAGAGCAGCUUCAGGCUAGGAAGAGAUAUUAUGAAGAGGAAACUGGCCAUGUAGCUAGACCGUUGCUAGGCAGCCUAAGUGGGUCAUUCAGUUCAUCAGGUUCAUUGUCUAGCAGUCUAGAUUCACCUCUCAGGGAUCGCUCCAGCACAUGGGGUUUUGUUGAGGUACCCCCUGCAAUAGCAGAAAACCAGACUCCUAGUGAUGCUGGUAAUUCAGCUGAGAGUGGUUUUCAUGACAUGUCCCGACAGGCGAGCAAGACAGAAAGUUCCGAGAGUACCGCAGAAUGUGCACAAAAUGAUCAGGCUUUGGAAGAACUGAUCAAGCAGUCAACAGAGUAUGGUGAGAGUGAAACGUCCCGAUCAUCCAGUGACACAAUAACCCCUGAGGAACAUAUAUGUGAAGACCAGUCUAAAGGAAGUGGUUCACCAAAAAGCAGUCAGGGUAAUAUAGAAAGUGUAUCUGAUAACCAGUCUUUACACUCUCAUGACAAUGACUCAGCAGAAUCUUUAGUAUUUGAAGAGAAUGCAAAGUCUAACCUCCUAAAUGAAGAGUAUCUCAGGGGCAUUAAUGCAGAAGGGAUCAUUAAUGCUAGAAACUAUGAUACAGAUUUCCCACCAGCUUUAAAAUCAGACAUUGCUGACAGGGAAGUUUUAAGUGAUAAAUUAAACUGUGAUGUUGUUAAAGAUAAAAACUUGAACCAGGAGCAUGGCAAUGCUUGGAAACAAGAACCCGGUUCAGAAUCUGGUGCGAAGCCAAAAGACAAGUUUGUGAGCGGAGGUGAAAAUGUGGUAAUUCCUGGAGAACAGUCAUGUGAUGAUAGUCAGUGUGAUAAUAAUGUACUGGAAGUUGGUUCAGGUAGUGAUAUUGACAAAACUUCAGGUAUUGAGGCAGGUAUUGAGGCAGGUAUUGUUACAGAUGGAAGCAAUUCUGUAGUACAGACUAUAUCUGAAACCACAAGUGAUAACAAUAACACUGGCGAGGAGGUUGGUGAAACUGAAGACGAAGUAACCCAUUUGUGAUACUUGUUGAAAUUUUAGGAGGAAAAAAAGAAGAGAGUAUUUUUUAGAUGAACUGUAAAAAAAAAGAAAAA